Molecule: messenger RNA, 1476 nt
Organism: Rotaria sp. Silwood2
Lineage: Eukaryota; Metazoa; Rotifera; Eurotatoria; Philodinida; Philodinidae
Source: the annotation of a GenBank genome assembly
AUGGAUAGUGAUACUCUCAAUGCAACAAGAGGACUUGUACAAGCUAUUCUGACAUUAACUACUGAACAGCGUCUAUCGCCUAGUGUACAAUCUUUAUGUCAAUAUAUUUAUUGUAAGUUUUCAAUAAAUGAUCAAGAAGACAAUAAUGGAACAUGUAAUGUCAUAGCGGCAAGAUCAUCUUUAACAGAGGAAGUUCGACAACAAAAGCAUUUACAUUUUAUUUUAUUUGUGAAAUAUAUAAAACUCUAUAUUUAUCCAUUACUUAUUUUCAUGGGUAUAUUUGGAAAUAGUUUAUCAUGUUUUAUUAUGUUCCUUAAUGUUCGUCGUAAUGGAUAUUCAGCAAAUCUCUAUUUAGCCUUAUUAGCAUUUGUUGAUUGUUUAUUUUUGUUAGGUAGUGCAUUACCUGAUUGGAUAUCUCAUGUACACGGUGAACUAGAUAUAAAACUUUUAUCAGAUUUAUGUUGUCGUUUCGUUUAUUGGUUUGGAAAUUUUAUAACCCAUUUAUCAGCUGGGCUUGUCGUUAGUAUUACUGUUGAGCGUUUUAUUGCAAUACAAUAUCCAUUGAUUGCUCAUAAGAUUAAUACUGUUAAACAUACACAUAUUGUAUUAAUUAUUUUAAUAACUUUCUUCUUUUUAUUGGAUAGUCGAGUUUUUAUUCUUGUUAAACAUUUAAAUGAUAGCAUACAUAUUGUAUUAACUUGUUAUAAUGAUACAUAUAUUACAUAUGAAAGACGAGAUAUUUUACGAUGUAGUGUAGAAAGUGAAGAUAACAGACAAAUAUGGGUUUUUAUUGAUUUUGCUGUUUAUACUAUAAUACCUUUUUCAAUUAUAAUUACACUUAAUUCUUUAAUUAUACAUCGUUUAAUUGGUGCACAACGUUUAAGACAACGUAUGUUUCAUCCGAAAAGUAAAUCAGCAAAAUAUGAAGAACAAAGUUCAAAUCGAAAUAUAUCUGUCAGUGAUCAAAUAGUAACUGAAAAAAAUCGACAACUAAGACGUUCUCGAUCAGUUCCAGCAGCAAUAUUACCACCAAUUAUGUUUCGUCUGCAAAAAAAUCAACAUUGUUUACGUUCUACUAUGAAACAAUCAAGUAUAUCAAUUGAAUCAUCAUUAGAAACUAAAAUUCGUUCUCAUUAUCAAUAUGAAACUUCUCUUAUACGUCAAACAACAAAUAUAAAUAAUAUGCGUUUAACGAUAUUAUUACUAUUUGUUUCUUGUUCAUUUUUAAUUUUAACUUUACCAGCUGUUGUUGUCAAUUUAAUAAUGACAACAAAAGUAAAACCAAAAUUAUCAACAUUUAAAAAUAAUUUCAGUUUAACUGAUGAUAAUUCAAAUUCGGAUACAAGUUCUUAUUAUACAAUAGCACGUUUAUUAAUGAUUGUAAAUCAUUCAAUAAAUUUUAUACUUUAUUUUGUUGUUGGUAAACGUUUUCGUCGUGAUUUAAGAAAUCUUUGUGUUAGUUAUUGGCGAAGAUAA